This is a messenger RNA of Penicillium daleae, 546 nucleotides long. Its product is annotated as 2-oxo-4-hydroxy-4-carboxy-5-ureidoimidazoline decarboxylase. The transcript has 3 exons. The coding region runs from base 1 to 546 and encodes 181 amino acids. NCBI's taxonomy places the organism in Eukaryota, Fungi, Ascomycota, Eurotiomycetes, Eurotiales, Aspergillaceae. The record is from RefSeq and is a predicted model, not a curated record.
AUGGCCGAUCUCCCCGCCCUUUCAUCGCUGCCCUCCCAGGCGCAGGAGACCCAGCUACGCGUGCUCGACACUCUCUUCGAGCCCUCGCCCGAGAUCCACCAGUUAAUGCUGCCAAUCCUGGCAAACCAGACCUUCCACUCCUAUGCCGCCCUCAUUGACGCCGUGGGAGGUCGCAUCUCUGCGUUGGCUGCGCCCAACGCCGACCGACAAGUGCUGUUUGGCAUCUUGGGAUCGCACCCGCGGCUCGGUCGGGCCCCCGCCAACCCCGAACAUCUCAGCGAACUGAGCAAGAAGGAGCAGGCGCAGUUGAACACGGGCGCUGAGGAACAGGCGGAGAAGUUGUUGGCGCUCAACACCGAGUACGAAGAGAAGUUCCCUGGACUGCGAUUCGUGACGUUUGUCAAUGGGCGCAGUCGGGACGUGAUUAUGGAGGAGAUGCGCCAGCGCAUUGACCGGGCGGACAAGGAGAAGGAAAUUACAGAGGCUAUUCAGGCCAUGUGUGACAUUGCCAAGGAUCGUGCACGAAAGCUGCAGGCGCGCAUUUAA